Messenger RNA from Trypanosoma cruzi, 2607 nucleotides. RefSeq lists its product as uncharacterized. Bases 1 to 2607 code for a protein of 868 amino acids. The record is from RefSeq and is a predicted model, not a curated record. NCBI's taxonomy places the organism in Eukaryota, Euglenozoa, Kinetoplastea, Trypanosomatida, Trypanosomatidae. Gene Ontology annotation, cellular component: mismatch repair complex. The transcript has a single exon. Gene Ontology annotation, molecular function: ATP-dependent DNA damage sensor activity; ATP hydrolysis activity; ATP binding. Gene Ontology annotation, biological process: mismatch repair.
AUGGAACGUGAUUUCAUCUUCCCCGCAUCAUUUGCCGGUAGAAGUGACCAACAGGGCGUCGUUUCGGUACUCCAGCGCCACGAUGCGGUCAGGAUCCGCGCUGCCCAUCGUAUCCCUUCCUUUUCCGUCGCAGUGGAAGCGGUAUAUCAGUUUCUUCGCUCACUGCCGCCGCCGCCGCUGCGGGGGUCCAUUCGUGAGGUCCGAGUGGUGGCCGCGCCCUCCGCGUCGUACUUCACCGUGGAACUCACGAGCGAGUGUCAACGGCACGGUGAGCUGGACGUUGCCAAGUUGAUCUCCUGCCAUGGCGAAGAGGCAGAGCGGAUGUCAGAUCUCACGGCUGUCAGUCAAGAAGUAAGGCUAACUUGUGCCGUGGAAUCGUCAUUGCAAAGGACACGCGGUAUUCAAGACACGGCCCACUCCUCAGAAGGCAUGGGAAUACUCUUUGAGGGGCAUUGGAAAGGCACAGAGAUAAACAAAGGCGAAGACCAUUGGAAUGGCAUUUCUGCGGUGUUAACAACAAAACUACAGGCAUAUCUACGGUUGUUGGCAAAGAAGCAAAAAGAGCAUCAACCCUCUUCGUUAUUUCUUCACCUGCGCUGCGAAGUUCGUAAUCUCUUCUACUGUAUGCCUGUACGACAGCGUUGUGCAGCAGGAUGGAGUUACACAUCAUAUCGACUUCGCGCUGAACGGCAGGCCCUUCUCUCAACUGCGUAUCGCAUGGCUGUAGAAUGCGUUUUUGCACCUUUGUAUCUUUCCCUCAACGAAGGCGCGGGAAGCAGUGCCUCGUUUUAUUUACAUCUGAGUAACAGCGGUGAUGGUCGAAAUAAAGCUGCCAAUGAUAACGCUGAUGUCUUCUAUGUACAUAAUUACCCGGUGCAAAGGAGUAAAGAAAUGGUGGAGCAGUUAAAAAAGCGGCGGCGAAUGGAACUGGAAAGCAAAAAUGAUGAUGGCGAUCGUUCAUGCACACUUCGCACUGCGCACCGUAUCCUUUUCUCGUUUUUUCCACAUCUCCGCCUUUGCGCGGAAUCGUUGGAAUGCUCCAAUGGAAUUGCAUCGUCGCGUCUUCGCGAAGUUGUGGUGGAUCCCGGCAAAUUUGUCGUCUUGUUCCUCAUCCCAGCGUGGGAUGCACAUGAUGCAACCAGACGUGUGGGCCGACGCCCCUCUGCGUUAGGCACAGUCGUGGUCUGCAGGCACACAGAAUCCACGGCGUGUUAUGUUGUGGAUGAGUCACACCGAGUAUAUCUUCAGGUUUUAAAUUCCUUCACUACGUUGUGUCCGAUCAUUGUAUUUCUGGAGGGUAACCUCUUAGAGAGCAACGAUGCCACGCUUCGGAGGAUGUUUCAGUCAGCGGAGAGAAAGUACUUGUGUGGUUUGGGUACAGAUACAGCGAGGGCAAUCCACACACCAACAAGGGAAGAUCCUCUUUCUGUUGUGGGGAAACUGAUGGCGACAAAGGAUGAUUCGGGCGAACAAAAAAUUGUGGGGACAGCGCUGCGCGUAUCGUUUUUGGCCCAACGCCUCUCUUCCGUGAACGGUACGAAAAGAGCACGGUGUUUUUGUGGCGCCCCAAUUUCGUCCUUCCCGCGGCGAACCCCUUUUUUUCCAAUAAAAUUGGGUAGAAACUCGUGUGGCACAAGUACACUCUCACAGGUGCGCUCCGCCAUGCACUUGACAAUUGAUCCCUCUCUCUUUGCGCCUCGCGCUUACUCUGGUCCAUCUGUGUGGCCGGGUCCCGGUGAGAUGGAGAAUAAGGAGAGAACGCCUUGUCCCUUCCGCGCGAAGCACCUCAUUGCACAAUGGGAUCGAAAGUUCCUUGUUCUUCAAAUGAACGACAUGGAUGAGCAUUCAGACACCUCUCCAUUUGAUGAAAUUGGAUCUCCCCCCUCGACGUCAAUUAAUGGCAUGCCAACGAUGGGUGUGCCUCCAGUUUUGUGUAAGCAGCCGCAGUCUCAUCAUUUACCCCCACCCGCAUUGUACAUUGUUGAUCCGCAUGCUAUUCAUGAAAGAUUGCGGUUAGAGUUUUUUUUGACGACUGCAGAAUCGUACGUGCGUCGAGACAUUCGACCCAUCUCCGUUCCCGUGCAUAUACCAGAGGAAAUCCGCCGCGAUGUUACGACCUACGAGGAUUUCCUUGCGAAGUGGGGAUGGCGCUUUGCACACGAAAACCUUCAAUGCACUGGAUUAAGGUCCGCAAUGGCAUCAAAAUCAAGAUAUACCCAAUUGUCAUGGUGUUGUGUGGCGGUCACGCAGUGGCCUCAUCUUGAAAUUGAGGGGCAUGUGCUACAAUUAGAAACCAUUGAUGCCCUUCGCAAAACCGUGGAGGAGCUCGUUACGGUCCUUCCAUCGUGGCAAAUGCCUGCCGCAACUGAGAAGGAAAGCUCAAAAGAAUGCGAUUGGAUUGGAGAGAGCGCCGGCGCCCGAGUUGUGCCUUCUGCUGUUCUUGAAUUUUUGGUCACACGAUCUUGUCGAGGAGCCGUCAUGCUUGGUGAUUCGCUCUCUACAGCUACUAUGGUGCAACUCAUCGGCGCACUGCAAGCGGUUGAACAGUACACUCUUUGCUCACACGGUAGGCCUUCCUUCGCCGUUAUUCACAGCCGAAAAAAGUAA